AUGCACAUGUGUGAGCGAGAAAGCGAAGAUAUCAAGAGCUGUAUUGAUGUUGAAUUGGAAUCAAGCAGUUACCUUAUUGCCCCUGCCUCGUUGCAACAAACCACAGCGCGGCACAGACUGGAGCGCGUCUCGACGUGCAGCGAUAACAAGUUGAGUGUAAAUUUUGGCUUGCAACUCGAGCAGAAUGCGACGAGUGGAAGCGAGAGCUACACCGCGACUCCAACAACGAACACCGACGAAUCAAUAAUACCCAGUCAGCUACUACUCCAGUUCCUGGCCUGGCUCCGUCUCUACGCCUUUGGCUUCUAUGUCGCCCUUUUUGCCUGGAAGUUCUACGACUGGGCACAGUUGGUGGAGGAGGACACGGAGUCCUUUUGGCUCUUUUUGAAAUGGAUCGCAAUAGAUUGCGCCUUUCUCUUUGGCCUACCAGAGCUGAGGAUACCAUGGCUUGAGCUGUCACAGUCGUUCGUGGUUGUGGCAUUCUUCUUCCAUGCCCUUUUCGACUGGUUGCUUAUGUUUAAUAUCGGAGUAUGGAUCCUCGGCUUCGUCAAAGUCUUCUACGACCGCGAGCUCGCGAUCUCGGAACACAAUGUGAAGGUGUCCAAUAUUCUACACAAUUCCUCGUUGAUCAUGGGUCGCCAAGUCAUCAACAUUCUCCCAGAAGGUUCCGCUGUGCUGAACCCUGAACUUCACCCCUUCUGCUUGGGUGGCGACCGUAAGACGGUGCCAUUGCCCAUAUUUUUCAAUGCCACCAUUCCGGUUGAAGUCGAGCUCAUCCGCACCGACCUUGAAACGAACCAGCAGGAGACCAUCAAACUGUCAAGGGUGCAAAUCCGGGACAUUGAACGCAAAGCGAAGCGGGAAAGCCAGGAGGGGGUCCAAAGCGUGGUUCAAUUCGAUUACCUGGUGAAGAAGCCUGGCGUUUACCAGCUGGGACGGGUCCUCGAUGAGUACAAGCUAGAGGUUCAGCGGCAAAACCCUCAAACGUUCGUCGUGCCUUGCCCAAAGGCCUGGGUCGGUUCUGUCGCGCAAGGACGCUGCGUGGGCGAUCUUUCGGACCUCUCCCUUCGAGUUGAGGGGACGCCGCCACUGAAGAUCAAGUACAGCCGUACAAUUAACGGGAAGGACCACAGCUUCCAUUUCCAGAGCUUGCAGCCAGAAGGCUUCACGUCCCCUCUUGGUGCCCUGCGUUCGACGAGUAUGAUCAGUCUGGAUGACGAGGAUAUCUCUUGGGCCAGGCCACAGCGGGUGCCUGUCAGCCUCAACGAAUCCAUGCACGCCAGCGGAGAGUGGCAAUACUCUGUAGACGAGGUCCAAGACGGAUUCGGGAACCUCGUCAAGUAUGAGUCUUCAGUCGAGGACCCGGAUGCAAAGCCCAAGCCCAAGCAUCUCGUGCAAAACUUCGUUGUCAAGGAGCGCCCACAGGUACGACUCGAGGGCUGCGACUUGAGGAGACCGCUCAAGGUUGCCAAGGGUGAAUCCAAGGAGCUGCCCGUCCGCUUCAAGAUCGCUGGCCAGACCCCCGACGUCACAGCACAUACGCUAGCCUGGACUUUCUCACCCAUCGAUACCCUCACUGAAAGCGGCGACCACGGAGAUGUUGUCACUACGGGCACGUACAAUGCAAAGAACGCCCGUGACCGGCCGUCCAUUUCCGCCCCGGGUCUGUACACUCUGAAGUCCGUGUCUGCCAGCUCGUGUGAGGGCGAAGUUCAAGAGCCCUCUUCUUGCCUGCUACUUAACCCUCUCGAGCCCAAAGUCACCCUGCGCACCGAGGAUAUCCCCGACACAUGUGCCGGUAAUUCGAUCGGCCUGCGCGUGGACAUGGAUUUGAUCGGAACACCGCCUUUCGUUGUCAGAUACGACGUUAUCUCCAAUGGCGAUCGUCGGUCUGAGAGGAUCAACAUUCCUGGCCUGCGAUACCAGAUGGAUCUCAUCCCCCGCGUUGCCGGACAUCACAAGUACAUCUUCACCCACAUCGGCGACGACAUUUACAACAGGGGCCGGAGGCUCACCGGAUCCGAGUAUGUCUUAGAACAGGACGUCAAGCCGGCAGCGUCGGCCCUUAUCCAACACAGAUCGGGCAAGGUGAGCGCCUGCUUGGGCGAUGAGGUCACAACUGAAAUUCUGCUCCUCGGCGACGCCCCAUUCACGCUUGAAUGGGAGAUCAUCCACGACGGGAAAAGGAAGCAGCACAAGGCUACCAAUAUUCAAGAGAACACGUAUCAAAUCAAGACAAAGCCGUUGACGCAAGGCGGCGAGUACACCUUGGGUUUGACGAGUGUCCAGGAUAAGAGAGGCUGCAGAAACUUCUUGCAGGAAGAGCUCAAGAUUUCUGUGAGGCGCCAGAGCCCACGCGCUGCUUUUGGUCAAGUCGAGGGCAAGCGAAAGAUGCUGGCUGUCGAGGGUGCAACGGCGAAGCUCCCGGUCCGCCUUACUGGGGAAGGGCCAUGGCGAAUCUUCUACACCAACACCAACGACGGGCCGGAAGACAAUCCGAAGGUUUUUGAGCGGACGGUUAGGAGCGACAACGGGUUUCUCGGCGUCGAUACCCGUGGCAUUUACACAAUUACGGAUGUUUGGGAUAACCAGUGUCACGGAGUCGUUGACGCCAAGGCAUCCAAGUUUGAGCUCGACUGGUACCCUCGGCCCGAAAUGGCUGUGCCGUUGUCACACGGCGUUAGACAGACAGACGGCGGCUUCGUGUUGGAAGAUGUCUGCGAGGGCGACGUGUCGGGCUUCGAAGUCGCUCUGCAAGGAACACCCCCAUACACCGUGGAAUACGAGGUCCGCCAUCAACCUCUCCAAGGGUCUAGCGCACUGAGCAAGCGGAAAUUCGACGCCACCCUUGGGAAGGAGACUAUCCAGGCGGAUACGUCCAAGGCAGGCACAUACAAAUACAAAUUCACCGCUCUGGAAGACCACUUGUAUAGCAGCGCCCGCCACUUCAAGCCGCUGGUGGUCAAACAGAAGGUGAACCGAAAGCCGUCCGCGGCCUUCGUCAAGCCCGGGCAGACAUUCAAGUACUGCAAGUCAGAGCAGGAUAACGAAGACGGCAUCCCGGUCGCGCUGACAGGCGUCCCCCCAUUCGCGCUGGAGAUCGAGCUCAAGCACCAGAGCGCUGCAGUGCCCGAGAUUUACCGCACGCCGGCCAUCAACUCGCACACGUACGAAAUCCGCAUCCCGCGGCACCAGCUCCGGCUCGGCACGCAGCAAAUCCGUAUCCGCGACGUCAAGGACGGCAGCGGCUGCCACUCGAUGGCGGAGCUCGGCGGACCCGCGGUGCAGGUCCAGAUGUUUGAGGCGCCCACCAUCUACCCGCUCGAGACGCGCACAGACUACUGCGUGGGCGAGCGCAUCUCGUACACGCUCUCGGGCACGCCGCCGUUCGAGGUGUGGUACACGUUCGACGGGGUGGAGCGCAAGGCGCGGUCGCCGACGACCAACUUCCGGCGCGUGGCCGAGUCGCCGGGCGAGUUCGCCAUCACGACCAUCGCCGACAAGGCCAGCGAGUGCCGGGCGCCGGUGCGCAUCGCCAAGGCGAUCCACCCCAUGCCGGCGGUGCGCAUCAGCCAGGGCCGCAACGCCCGCGUCGACAUCCACGAGGGCGGCGAGGUCGAGAUCCUCUUCGAGUUCUGGGGCACCCCGCCCUUCGAGUUCACCUACACGCGCAGCACCAACGCCCGGAAGGGCCAGAAGAGCCAGGUGCUGGAGACCCGCCACGAAGUGAGCCACGAGCACAGCAAGGUCAUCCGGGCCAGCCAGGAGGGCACAUACGAGGUGGUGGCGAUCAAGGAUAAAUACUGUGCGUUCUCGACGCAGGGGGCUGAGGUUGGGAAGGAGAAGGUUAAGGGGCAGAAGGUUCUGGGGUAUUAG
Molecule: messenger RNA, 3876 nt
Organism: Chaetomium globosum CBS 148.51
Lineage: Eukaryota; Fungi; Ascomycota; Sordariomycetes; Sordariales; Chaetomiaceae
Exons: 7
Coding region: 1-3876 (1291 amino acids)
Biological process (GO): protein import into nucleus; nuclear pore organization
Cellular component (GO): nuclear pore transmembrane ring
Molecular function (GO): structural constituent of nuclear pore
Source: RefSeq, a predicted model, not a curated record